Messenger RNA from Lytechinus variegatus (green sea urchin), 4461 nucleotides. RefSeq names its product E3 ubiquitin-protein ligase RFWD3-like (gene rfwd3). Gene Ontology annotation, molecular function: protein binding; ubiquitin protein ligase activity. The transcript has 13 exons. Gene Ontology annotation, biological process: interstrand cross-link repair; double-strand break repair via homologous recombination; protein ubiquitination. The coding region runs from base 23 to 2263 and encodes 746 amino acids. Gene Ontology annotation, cellular component: nucleus; site of double-strand break. The record is from RefSeq and is a predicted model, not a curated record. NCBI's taxonomy places the organism in Eukaryota, Metazoa, Echinodermata, Echinoidea, Temnopleuroida, Toxopneustidae.
GUUGAUGAUUGAUUGAUGACCAAUGGAUCACAGCGAUUCUGAUGAAGAUGAUAAUGGUUCGACCAUCCUCAUCGAAAGUGAUCAAGAGCUAUACGAUUCAGAUGCUACAGAAAUAUCUGAGGAUGAACACCAUCAGGAACAAGAGGGAGGUUUAUCACCGACAAGACUUGGGCAGGAAGAGGGACGUGAUUCAUCCCAUCCCGCUGACCCUAGUCAAGGUCAAGGGUCGCAAUCGGACAGUGAAUCACUUCUGAUGCUUCCUCACCAGAGAAGUGAGAACCGGUUAGAUCCAGUUGAAUCCAGACAAGACAGAGUGCCUGAUGUGGACAUUCCUGGGCCCAGUGGCCUGCAAACUUUCAGAACUAGCCAAUCAGCUGCCAGCUCAAAUGCACAUGCAGAUGAGCCAAGAACUUCUGACCAAUCACAGCCACGAAUAGCUUCAUCUUCCCAAGGAACUUUGGAGAGUGGUGGUAAUGGAUCUCCAUCCAAUGUUGAUGGGGGUCAAAGGUUAUCUGAUGCUCCUCAAGGACACAGCUCCUCCGAUGCUCUGAGGGGUCAAAGUUCAAAUGAUGAUGGAGCGCAGCUACCAAAUAGCACCGACCCUCAAAGCACAGCAACCAACCAGAGGCCAGAAGCUAAUGAUAUGCAUGGAGCAUCAGCCAAUCAGGAUGAAGAUGAUGAUGAACCAAUGGAGACAAUGACAGAGGAUGAAAGUAGUAAUGACUCUAUGGCUGACUUUCAGGAACCAAAGAAACCAGGAGCCGGUGCUUGCAAAUCAGGAAGUGAUGGCAGUGGUAGCGAUGACGAAUCUCAAUCGUGUAUUAUCUGUUACGAGCCGUGGACGACGUCUGGCUCACAUCGUCUUGUUUCACUUCGCUGCGGCCAUCUUUUUGGCCAGAGCUGUAUUGAGCAAUGGCUGAAAGGCCAAGGUGGUAAAUGCCCACAAUGCAACAGCAAGGCCAAGAGGUCCGAUGUCCGAGUGAUCUACGCCAAGGCACUCAAAGUUCUUGAUACAUCCGAGCGGGACAGAGCACUGAAAGAGCUUGAAAGAGAGAAAGAACUAAGAAAAAAGGCGGAGAUGGACGCUGCACAGACGCAGCUUAGGUACGUCAUGGCACUGGAAGAAGUGAAGAGGAUGAAAGCAAUCUUUGAAUCUCAUCAACAGUCAACAUCACGAAAUCCACUGUCUACCAUAUCAUCUAGUAGCAACCAGCAAUCACAUGGCAGGCCAGCUGGUCAGUACAUGCUAGACAAGACGAUACAAGUAUCACCGAAUGGUAACUGUCGUGUGAUGACUUACGAUGCUGCCAACCAACUUCUUCUAGCUUCUAUGCCCUCAACUAAUGUACUCUUUCAAGGAUUUGGAUUAAAGAAGAUAAGUGCAAUGGACUUCAAGUCAUGUCAAUAUAUUCCUAUCCAUGGCAAGCCAAUCCGUGGAUUGUCUUUGAGUGGACGAGAUGACGGGCUUCUCCUUAGUGCAUCGGUUGAUAAGAUGCUCAAGAUUACAAGUCUAGCAAGCAACACAGUCGUACAAUCGUACACCUGCCCCAUGCCUGCCUGGUGCUGUGCAUGGAAUACAACCAACACCAACUACGUAUACGCGGGACUACAGAAUGGAACGGUUGUCAUUUACGACACUCGUAAGACGGACACCGAGGUCAAGACCUUGACCAAAGAGGGUUCAAGGUGUCCCAUUGUGUCUCUGAAAUAUGUACCAAGCAAGGCUGGUGAUCCCCUUCCUUGUGGAGGAAUACUCAUUGGAACUCUGGAGGGUGCUUCAUUCUGGGAGCAGUUAUCAUGUGAGGAGUAUAGGAUUCAUAAACUACAUCUUGAAGGAAGUUGUACAGGUGUAGCAUUUGAACCCCUAACCAGACACUGCCUGGCUUCAUUCAGACCUACCAAGAAUCACCGCUCAGCUAGAUAUGUGAUGUGUGAGAUGAAAAGACAGUCAGUUGGGGAUCAGGGCAACAGCUUAGUCUCGUGUAACUCCGUUCAAACCUUCUUUGGUGGAACUACAAUGAAACUGCUUACGCAGUCGGCUCUAUUCCCCGCACCCCAUGAUGACAAUAAAUUAAUUGCAUGUGCUGGAGAUGAGGCCACAUCAUCAGUAUUUACCUGGGAUGCUAGUUCAGGCAGCCUCACCCAGAAGCUUCCCAUCGGGAGUACAGCCCUGGAUGUAUGUCCAUUCAACCUAGGAGAUACAAGCUACCUUGCUGCAUUGACCGAUAAACAGAUUAAACUCUGUAAAUGGGUGCAACGAUGAGUGUAUUGAUCUACCAUGUACCAACGUUGUGAUCUUUUGGCUGUUCCUUUUAACCAGAGGUUCCCUAUCGGAAUCACAACGCUGGAUGUUGUCCAUUUAAUCUGGGAGAUACAAGCUACUUUGCUGCAUCGACUGAUAAACAGAUUAAACUGUGCGAAUGGAUGCAAUGAGGAAUGUAUGGAUCUACUGUGUACCAAUGUUGUGAUCUAUUGGCUGUUCCUUGUAACCAGAGGCUCCCCACAGCACUGGAUGUAUGUCCAUUUAAUCUGGGAGAUACAAGCUACCUUGCUGCAUUGACCGAUAAACAGAUUAAACUCUGUAAAGGGUGCAACAAUGAGUGUAUGGAUCUACCGUGUACUAAGGUUGAGAUCUAUUGCCUAUUCCUUGGAACCAGUGCAGCAUUGUAAUUCCGACAAAGAUCCACUUCUGUUGCUCCCUAUCGGAAUUACAAUGCAUUUGCAUUACUGAUAAACAGAUUAAACUCUGUAAAUGGGUGCAAUGAUGAGUGUAGAUAUACUGCGUGCCAAGGUUGAGAUCUAUUGAUUGUUCCUUGUAACCAGAGCUUCCCUAUCGGAAUUACAACGCUGGAUGUGUGUCUAUUUAAUCUGGGAGAUACAAGGUACCAUCCUGCACUGACUGAUAAACAUAUUAAACUCUGUAAAUGGGUACAACGAUGAUAUGAAUCUACUGCGUACCAACGUUGUGAUCUAUUGGCUGUUGUAACCAGAGGCAUCCCACCGGGAGUACUGCCCUGGAUGUUUGUCCAUUCAACCUAGAUACAAGCGAACUGGCUGCGUUGACUGAUAAACAUAUUAAACUCUGUAAAUGGGUGCAAUGAUGAAUGUGUGGAUCUAAUGUGAUUUAAUGGCUAUUCUUGCGAACAUUAUCGAGAGGCACCCAUUGGAAUCACAAAAGUGGAUCUUUGUCCAUUCUCCUGCCAACGUGAUGCUGAUUCCGACAAAAAAGUUAUGUAAGUGGGUACAACCAUGAAUCUUUUGAUCUGUAUGUCAAGGUUAUGUCUUAGUGGCUAUUCCAAUCCAGGAGGCUACCAUUGGAAGCUCAACAUUGGAUUUAAGUUUAUUCACGAGCUAACUAGGUUCCCUUACUAAUGAAUAGAUCAAGUUAUGCAAGUGGGCACACCAAUCAAUCUUUUUUGUACUAAGGUUGUGUCCUAGUGGCUAUUCUAGUAACCUGACCCAGAUGCUCCCACAGGAAGCGCAGCAUUGGUACGUUUGUCCAGUCACCACCUUCAAUAACUUGCUGUCCUGGUUGAUGAACAGAUCAAGCUAUUUAAAGUAGGUAUGCCAUUGAACCAUUUGGUACUAAAGUUGUUCUAGUGGCCAUUCUGGUAAGAGGCUUCCACAGGAAGCGCAGCAUUGGAUGUUUGUCCAGUCAUCAGCUUCAAUAACUUGCUGUCUUGACUGAUAAACAGCUCAAACAACGUAAUUGGGUACACCAUUGAAUCUUUUUUGUACCAAGGCUGUAUCCUAGGCUAGUGGCUUUUCAGGUAACAUGACUCGAAUGCCCCCAUUUGAUGUCAGUCCAUUCAUGAGCUAACUUGCUGUCUUGACUAAUGGUGCAACCAUGAACUGAUGAAUCUCUUGUAUUGCCAAGGCAGUCUGUCAUAUUCUGAACCCAUACUGUAUCUACAAUUUUCAAAUUGGCAAAUUAAAGCUAAUUUGCCAAUUUCUCCGUAUUACAGUAGUUUCAAUAUUGAAAUCAAUUCAAACAGAAGUAUUGGUUGAAAUUUGUCAAUCAUGUAUGAAAAGUGAAUUAAGCUUGCACAUUAUGUUCUUUGAUGUAUUUCACUCAACAAAUUUUGAAAUGACAGUAGAUGCAGACUCAUUUACUAGUUUCUCAGCAAAUGUUUUCUGACAUACCUCGGUUCUAUUGCUGAUAAUUUGCCACGUGUGAACAAUUUAAAGUAUUUUGGUCUUAAUUGGUAAGAGAGAUUUCACUUUUGCUAUUUGUUUUGUCAAAUUUGAAACACAUUUCUACUAGAAAUAUUAAAGACAAAGAAGACAACGUCUUCAAUACAAUCUACUGAAAAUUUCUUGCUCUGAUAAUAAUGAUAAAUGAGGCAUUUAGGAACACUACACAUAGUACACUAAGUCAUAGCUUUAACACUGUAGAUCAAAUCGACAACACCUAAAGGCUACUUCUACAUGUAAACUGGAUACAAGUAAGUUUUCAGCUGU